UCAAAUAUCCAACGAUUACUCCCUAUUGUCAACUUCUCCUGUUAGUCCACUCCAUAACAUGGAUUCUCCACUUCUCCAAUGAGGUUUCCGUUUCGCUCCUACUUCAAAUCCCACCAUCCCCAAACCCUAUCUUCUCUCAGAUUUAUUCUCGAUUCUCUCUUCUUUUUGCUCUCUAAAUUUAAUCCCAUGGCCGGCAAUCAGCACGCGACACCUCACUCCGAUAAUCCUCCGCCGUUUGAUCCGUCGGAACCGUCGAUUCCGAUAUCUUACCCGCUUAAGACGCUAGAAGAGCUCGAGUCGAGGUCUUAUUUCGACUCUUUUCACUUCCCGUUCAAUAAGGCUUCCGUGAAGUUGCCGCCUUACGCCGCCACUGAAUUGCCGAAACGACCUAGGCUUUUGGUAUGCCACGAUAUGGCUGGAGGGUACCUUGACGAUAAGUGGAUACAAGGCGGAAAUAAUCCAGAUGCUUAUGCUAUAUGGCAUUGGUAUUUAAUUGAUGUAUUCGUGUAUUUCUCGCAUUCUUUGGUUACUUUGCCGCCUCCCUGUUGGACUAACGCUGCUCACAACCAUGGAGUUAAGGUUUUGGGAACAUUUAUCAUGGAGUGGGAUGAAGGCAAACUUCUUGCCAACAAAUUACUGUCAUCAAAGGACUCAGCUCAGAUGUACGCAGAGCGGUUAAGUGAGCUUGCUGCUUCUUUAGGCUUUGAUGGAUGGUUGGUCAAUAUGGAAGUUUCUGUGGAUGUUGGGCAAAUUCCUAACCUGGAAGAAUUUGUCAGCCGCUUAACUCAGUCCAUGCAUUCCCUUGUCCCUGGAUCUUUGGUCAUAUGGUAUGAUAGCGUCACAAUUGAUGGGAACCUUAAAUGGCAAGAUCAACUAAAUGGAAAAAAUAAGCCUUUUUUCGAUAUAUCUGAUGGUAUAUUUGUGAACUACACCUGGCAGGAGAAUUAUCCUAAGCAAUCAGCUGAGGUUGCCGGUGACAGAAAGUUCGAUGUCUACAUGGGAAUUGAUGUCUUUGGAAGAAACACUUAUGGUGGUGGACAAUGGAUGACAAAUUUGGCGCUUGAUGUGAUUAAGAGGGAUAAUGUGUCAGCUGCCAUAUUUGCUCCUGGAUGGGUGUACGAGACAAAACAGCUACCUGACUUUCAGACUGCACAGAAUCGUUGGUGGGGACUUGUAGAAAGAUCAUGGGAUAUUUCACAAAAUUAUCCCCUAACUCUUCCAUUCUACUCAAAUUUUGAUCAGGGUCAUGGUUACCAUAUUUCUGUUGAUGGAAAGCAAAUAUCACAGACUCCUUGGAAUAACAUUUCUUCGCAAAGCUUUCAGCCUCUCCUGGAGUUUUCUGGAGAAUCUACCACAGGGCAUCUAGAAGUUGUUGUUGAUCUUAAGGAGCCAUCUUAUAAUGGAGGUGGAAACCUAGCAUUCAAUGGAACACUUGAUGAUGAUAUUCAUUUCUCAGCAAGGUUGUUUGAAGGGAAGCUUCAGUUAGCAGAUUCACCUGUUCACUUUACAUAUUCUGUAAAAUCAAAUGGAAGCUCUUUGUUGGGUUUGUCUCUUGAGUUCACUUCUGCUGUAAGGAAGCAAAAAUCAGUAUUACUUGCUUCCUGGGGAGAUUCUUUGCUGACUAUGACCCGUUUUGUUAGACAUUUUGACAAUGUUAUAAUGCCUCGUCGUGUUACUAAGCUAGAGACUGAACCAUCAUGGGUCAUACAAGAGAGUAGUAUCGCAAUGGAAGGAUACAUGUUAACAAAAAUCCAUGCUGUAUGCUAUAAGUUAAGACCUGAAGUUCACAAAUCAGAAAGUCAAGGUAAUACCAUGGCUUUUUCUCCAACAGAAUAUCAUGCGGUGCUUGGUCAUCUUGCAAUAGAUAGUCGUACACUGAACUCGGACUUCCCACCAUCAACUUCAUGGCUUGUUGAUUGUAAUUACAUUAAAUGGUCUUCUGGUUGUCAUGACUCCAGGAAACUUAAUGUCAACCUUGUUUGGAAAUUGAAAGACGGAAAAACUCACCUAUUCCCUAAGUAUUAUAUCUAUGUCAAGAAACAAUCCGAUCUCUCAAUUGCAGAACCAAAUGGAUCACUUCAGCUAGUCCAGGAGUACCUGGGAGUUGCGGAAGUUGAAGCAUUUUAUGUAUCUGAUCUUGUAGUUUCCUCUGGCACUUCCAGCGUCAAAUUCAUUAUUCAAGUUUGCAGCCUUGAUGGAGCUUUCCAAAAGCUAGAAGAGUCUCCAUCUCUUGAUUUAGAUGUUCAAGGUUCGUAAUUGUUGUUACUUUAUAUUCUGUAAGUUUAAUUGUUCCAUCUGUUCCAGGUUCUAUAGGAGAAUACUAAAGUAAUGUUGAUACAAGUGUUAUACACACUUACACAUGCCGUAGAAUAAUUUGGUUUAUGUAUACAGCUUGUUAUAGCGCUACAAUAAUGUACAACAGUACAAGUAUUUAACGUGUAAAGGUAGUAAAUAAUCA
Nicotiana attenuata is the source of this 2458-nucleotide messenger RNA. RefSeq names its product cytosolic endo-beta-N-acetylglucosaminidase 1-like. The transcript has 11 exons. The coding region runs from base 79 to 2256 and encodes 725 amino acids. The record is from RefSeq and is a predicted model, not a curated record. Gene Ontology annotation, molecular function: mannosyl-glycoprotein endo-beta-N-acetylglucosaminidase activity. NCBI's taxonomy places the organism in Eukaryota, Viridiplantae, Streptophyta, Magnoliopsida, Solanales, Solanaceae. Gene Ontology annotation, cellular component: cytoplasm. Gene Ontology annotation, biological process: protein deglycosylation.